AUGCCGUCCCGCUGGGCAAUGUGGUUGCGCACAACCGCCGAGCCAAUCCGAGAAUUUACGACCUGCCGAUUUCAACAUUCAUUCGGAGAUGCCCCCACAUCGCAUCGAAGGUUGUUCGGUAUUCGAAGACUCCGAAUGCUUCACCCGGUAUAUGAAGCUCCACAAGUCGCCGAUUCUCCUCAAUUCGCUGCCCCUCGAGCCCAACUCCCACCCGUAUAUCUAACGGCUCACCAUCAAGCCGCCAGCAGCAAUACGUUUGAAGAACCUGAAACGGGCACAAUGAUCUCCCCAUCGAGGAGAAAAAUGUGGUCUGCCCAAUUCGACGAUGAACGCAUCAAGCGCAUGGAGGCGAGGUGGAAGAAGCUUGGCAUUAAUCCGGAUACCAUCAACUUUAAUUUGAAGAGCAGGAAAGAUGCGCAUCAGAUCAGGCAACUCUCAGCGGAAGACUUCACAAGCCCUCGUUCUGGCAAGCCUCAAAGCAAUCACAUCUACACAACUGCAUCGGAAGACCAUGGUGUCGGCCGCGGGUCGGCUGAGGCUAGGAAAUCUGUGCCAAACUACGAGCCCUGGACAUCGCACCGUCCGCGAAUCAACGGGCCGCUACUUCGCUCUUUCGAUGAAACGAAUAAUGAAGACAAAUUCGAAGAGCAAGAAAUCCCUGAUGUGGUGCCAAAGGGCGAGGGCGGGUUCGGAUCUGGAUUAGGAUUUGGCUCAGGCGCAGUAGCUUCUCCAUUCGGCGGCGGUUUCGGCUCAAAACCCUCUCCUCUAAACAAUGUACAGGGAGAUCGUGAUGAAGAUGAGGAAGGAGAAGAAGACGUUGAACCCGAUGAGCCCACCUCUGAAUUUGGCUUCCCCGAAGAAUCAGCCACUGCUUCACCCGGCGGAUAUCACUCGAGAACUACUCCCGUCUACCGUCACUUCCAAUUCUCCCAAAAACUAUCCCAGCGUCCGCGUCUUCACAUCAGAAAGCCGGGAGAGCCUCGUGUUGAGGGAACCAAAAAUAAUAACAUUGACGACUUGCCGAACUUGACGCCGUAUAUGAACAACGCUAGGCACAAAUUCGGAUAUGACAAGACUGAAAUGGGUCAGCAGCUGUAUGGAUCUCAAUCAGGUGUUGUCCCCCGCACGAUGCCACCACCAAUGCCCGUGGUUGCAAGACCGACAACAACAACUACCACAGCACCGCAAGUACCAUUCGAGGGCGGUGAGGAUACUGGAGACAGUGGAAUCGGAUUUGGCGAUGGUGAAGUUGCUUCACCUGCUGAUGGUGGAGCCGCUUUCGCUGGACCCUCCGAGCUUCCCCCAGAGUUCGCAAAUGUCGGUUUCGGAGUGAUUGAUGGGAAUGGAAAUGGACUGAAUGUCGCACCACCUGAGGAAGCCCCGAAAACCACACCCAAGCCCAAGCCGCAGCCACCAAGGAGGCCCAGGCAAAGGAAGCAACCAGCACCCUCUGCAGAUAAGGAUAACGAAGAGUUCGUGAUCCCUCAAAAUUCCGGUCUCCGCCCAGUUACACCACCUAAGGAAUUCUUUGAUGGUUCUGGAGCCGGCAGCUUCGGUAGCGGAUCAGGUGGUUCUCCGUUCGGAUCGUUUGGAGGUGGAGGCGGAGGGUUUGGAGGCGGAUCCGGAGGUUUUGGUAUUGGACCUGCUGCUCCUCAGCCGGCGGCGCCGAAGGCUCCGAAGAAACCUAAGCAGCAGCCACCGCCCGAGCCGGAGCCAACACCAGAGGGUGGAGAUGAUGGUGGCAUGUUCACCGGAGAUUCUGCUCUUGUGCCCAGCCGUGGACCAUCUGGAGAUGGAUACGGAGCAUCGGUUCCUGAGGGAGAGAAUUUGCCACCAAGGGUACCAGCUGUGAGCGUAGGAGGUGCAGCUGCUGGCAUCCCACCACCAGACAAUUUUGAAGAAUUCGAACAACCCGAGCAGCCAAGCGGCCAAUACUUCGAAACCACACAUAACCCCAGGCCUACGGUCCGGCCAUCGGCUAUGUUGAACGUGUUGAGCAAGGCCGAUCAGGGCUUCAACCAGGCAAUUACCCAUUUCGAACGAGGGACACCGGUUGAAGCAGCCGCCAUUGACAUCUUGGAAGUGGCGCUUGGAAGUCAGAAACUAGACAGCCAAGCCAAGCUGCUCGGCCAUGUCGACCGUACGCUCGGCCUUGAUAAUCUACAACGGCUUCAGCGCUGGGCGAAUACAGCGGGGGCAUUGGAUAUGUUAAAGGAGCAGGUCGUCAAAAUCGCCAAAAACUACCAACCAGCAGCUGAUCUUCUCCCCACCAUCCCGCCCCAGUUUGAAUAUCUGUUCAAGCAGUCUGGACGG
Molecule: messenger RNA, 2313 nt
Organism: Mesorhabditis spiculigera
Lineage: Eukaryota; Metazoa; Nematoda; Chromadorea; Rhabditida; Rhabditidae
Source: the annotation of a GenBank genome assembly